UUCAGGGGAUGUAACUGCAUGUUUUGGCUACGAGUUACGUGCUACUUACCUCGAUUCUCUACUGACUUAACACCAAUGCACUCUGGUUUUAGUUAUUAUUACCGGCGAAUUUCAUCGAGAUUUUGUGUAAAUAUAUUUUCGUUGUUCUAGCCAUAUCACGUUUGACAUCGCCGAUUCCCAGUCCCGGAUAUCGCCAUCGUUAUUUUUAUUUGGUUACAGCGUAAAUGUAUUUAAAACAUUUCAAAGAGACUGGCUUGCAUGCUGGUGACAGUGGAAUGCCAGAGAGCUUCCCUGACGGUUUCGACAGAGCAAAGUUUGACCGGGGGCGACUAUUUUAUCAGAACAAUAUAUUUUCCUGUACAUUAGCCAUGCUUACUUCCUUGAUAUGUGGUCUGAGUGUUGAGAACCUCCUUACGCCACUUGUUUUCACCGGAAGAUCAGACGAAGCCAAGAAGGCGCUAAAGCGAUAUUUACAGACAUUUCAUCAUGUGGCUCUCUGGCAUUUUGGGGACAUAUGGAAUCCACAAUCCAAAGCCAGAGAAUCCAUUUUGCAAGUACGAAAAAUGCACAAUGACACUCGCACCAACAUGAUGAAUAGUGGACGUUAUGAAGGGAUGCAGUUAUCACAGUAUGACAUGUCUCUGGUACAGUGUGGUUUUAUUGGUAUCAUCAUCAUGUAUCCUAAAGACUUUGGGAUCAGCUACUCCAGCGAAGACAUUGAUAGCUAUAUAUACUUUUGGUACUGUGUCGGCUAUCUUCUUGGUAUUAGAGACGAUAACAAUAUCUGCAAAGGAAAAGCGAGUCAAGUAUUAGAAAUCUGCAAAGAAAUUGAAGUAGAUAUCCUAAUUCCUGCAUUAAACAACCCUCCACAACACUUUAGGCCAAUGGCACAAGCUCUGAUUGAUGGCAUAACCUAUUUAAUAAAUGGUAGGCCUUUAUUCAGUCUUCAAGCAUUUCUAGCUAUCAGCUAUGAUGCUUGUGGUGUCCCUCAUCCUCGGCUCAGUGUGAAAGACUAUCUGAGAGUGCUGUUUUUAAGGUCCCUUUUCACAUUAGCGAUGUAUGUGCCUUUUGGAAGAUAUUUCUUAAACUGGAUGAUGAAGAGAGGCUUGAACACCAAAGCUAUGACAUAAUCAUCUGUACUCAAACUGUACUUUGUUGAAGGAUGUUUCCACCUUUUGAUUUUCUUUUUUUGCUGCCACUGUUUUGUGAUGGAAAAUGAAAGCUAUUUGAGGAUUGUUUCUAAUGUAUUAGUGCACACUUGCAAACAUUUCCCAGACUGGUGUUGUUUAUAUAAAUGGAUAGGGAUGAAAGGUUUUUAGAUAAUAUACAUGAUAGCACUAAAGACGUAUGAAGUGAAGAACACUUACAGAUCUGUGAGCUCACACCUGAGUACCAUUAGAAAAUGAUGAAUGUUAAAGUUGUACGUGUCCAUUUACUUCUGAGGAGAAAAAUCAAGAGUCUGAUCAGGGCUAGUCCCUAAAUCCACUACUCUCUCUCUUUCUAGAUUUUAUUUUCUUAGAAAUAUAUAGUUAAGCUACUUUAUACAUUUUUUUGCCCCCAACUAGUAGAGAGUGCAAUGUUCUGGUGGCCAGGAAGAAAAUAUAACUCUACCAUUGGUGUUACUCCUGAGAGGAAUGACUUGACAUGCUAUUUUUCAGCUGGACAAUCUUAGAAAAGUGAAAGUGAUUACAGAGAUGGAUAAGAAAGCUUGCAAAGAGCGAAACAAAAAUGCUGGUCAAAAGUCAAAUGUUGAAUGUAUUUGGUGACUGUAACUUUAUUCAAAAUCACUGUGUUUACUUGAAGCAUUCUGCUUCUUGUUCUUUACAACUAAAGUAACAGACACUUGACCAGGAGUGUGCAAACUAUGGCCCACAGGCCAGAUGCGGCCAGUGGACGUCUUUGGCCUGGCCCAUUAGCAAAAAUAUGAAGUGCACUUGUUUUCAUUUUUUUAUUCAUCCUAGGUUAAUUUGAUGGAAAUUUAAUUUAUCAAGUACAACAACAUUAGAAAUCGGCAGUCCGUGACAUUUUAGCACAAAGUACAAAGAUAACAACACAGCUGACAUGUUUGAUGUAGUCAUUAGAGAAUAUUGGGAGCAGCUGCCUUCAAAGCAAAAGCUGGUUUUAAAGUUUUAUUGUGAGCUUCACUUAACAAUAGAUUCAUUAAGUCAACAUCAUUAUGUACUCGUUUGUUGUCCAUUCUGUUAUCACUAGGUUUGUUGUGUUGUCACCUGGACUGGCUUUUUCGUAUUUUACCAGCCCACCGCAUAGCUUAGAAUUUUGAGACAGGCAAAAAAAAGAAAACUAAGCCCACCCCUGGAUUAGAUACUAAAUAACUCAUUCAAUAUGGAUGACGAUGCAAUUGAGCUAUACAUGUAAUUAUGAAGACGUUCACAUCUGCAAAUGCAAACUGUGUAGCAAGAGUAAAAAAAAUAUUUCUUGAUUUUUAAAUGCUUGAUUUCUCUUUCUCCUUGACAGAAAUGGCAAGAACUAAUUUCAGUUUUAUUCUGACCAGGAUGUCUUUCCAGUUUGUUAUUUAUGCAUUAAAAUAGAUAUAAUUUACAAAUUAAUAAGUUUUGUUGUCAGAAACCUUCAGAUGUACUGUACAAACAUUAAAAUGUUUAAGAACAUUGAAAAACUUUGAAUGUGACUUUUUUUCUUUUUACGGGCAUUAUGAUUGUAUAUAUAAGUGUAAUAAUAUAAUACUAAUAACAAAUUCAUAUUUUGGAAGGCCAUCUGGCCCAUAUCAACAUCAAAUACUGCUGGUUACAUGUAUAUUAAUAAUUGAUCGCUGUACGUAAGCAUCGCUUCUUUUGUAUCAAGGGUCUACAGUGUAACAAAACAAGAUAUUGACACUCAACGCUGCAUAAUCUUAUUUAGAGUACAUAGUUGUAGAGUUCUUAUUCUAAAGCAUUUUGUUAUAUAUAGGUCAACUUUAAUGGCUACAUAAACCUUCAGGUUCCUAUACAGAUGAAUCUUAAAAGGGUAGGAAGCUUUGGUAGAAAAGUGAAAUACAUCUGUUACAUACAGCUAAAUAUUUAGGACAUAUUGACAGAAAGAGGUACAGGUCUUCCACACUUCAAUAAUCACAAUACUCACAUUCUGUGUUGGUUAAAAUGAGUGAUUCCAUUAAGGGCUUAACAGUUACAUCUUCAAGGACACAAGCACAUCAGUGUUAUGUCAUAACACCUGGUUUAUAUCUAGUGCUCUAAUUAAAUAAGGAUGAUAAUCCUAAUAUUUAGGAAGAGAUAAAACUGAAUCAUACCAUUUUUGAUGGAAACAAUCCAUAAAUCUUUUUCAUUCUACCUAUAAACAGGAAAAUUGCCAAUCAUCUGGAUUUUCCAAAUAUAUCCAAAAAUAUGACUACAUAGUACAAUUCUAACCUGAGAGGCCUAGUUAAAUCUGUCAGCCUUAUCUUACAAAUACAGCAUCUUAAAACACUGCUUUGCGAAUCUGCGGUCAGGUAAUGUUAAUAAUAUGCACUAGUAUUUAAUAAUCCUUAUAAACAAGGAAUCUAACACAUUCACCUAAUGUCAUUUAACAUCCUUUCCAAUACUUUGAAUUAACUCUGUCACAGAAGAGUAUUUUUAUAGAUUUGUAUUAGUAAUUUCUUUUUAUAAAUUGUCAAUAGCCGUAGUAUUUGGCCCUAGUAAACAGCUAGGAGCCACUAACCUUACAUGGAGAAAAUUGCUAACCUAAGAGCUUGCAAAACAGAAAAAAGAGGCUGUGUUCUAACGUCUGUCCCCUAGAGGAGGUAUCUAAGAUUCCGAUAUUCGUGGAGGAUAUAUGUAUAUUAGAUAUAUAAUAAGAGAAUUUUUUAAUGGUACCAUUUUUCACAAUCUUUGAUAAAGCCAUCAUUUUUAAAUACUACUAUGUUUGUUUUAUCCAUGAUAACUCUAGACUUGCUUUUUACGCCAAUGCAUUCAAGUACAGCACCUGAUUUAAAUAUGAUGGUGACAAAGGUUGCAUAGUAUCUGCAUUUGAACCGCACAUUUAGUAUUCCAAGGUGCAUAAUCACAGCACACACUGAGCCUUUAGACAUAAACAGCUGAUGAAAGUCCACAGUACAUGGCCACAUGCCACUUAAAAGUGAAGUUCGUGCCUUUUGAAUGAUACUUCGUUAACUGGAUAAUAAACAGAGACUUGAACACCAAAGCUCUGACAAUCGUCUGUACUCAAAAUACUUAAUGUUUUGUUAGAGGAUGUUGCUACCUUUUGAUUGUUGGCAUGCUGUUUGUAACUCAUGACAUUCACAAUGUUUAUACACAGUAGUUUUAAACUUGAGUAAUUAGCUAAAAUAUCUAGGAAAAUUACAAGGUUCAAAAGAAAACACUCUGGCUUGAUUAGCUGAGAACCAUAUACAAGUGUGUGUGAUCUAAAAUAUAAACAGUAUUUAGUGAAAAAUCUAUAUUUGUUCAAUUGAAGUGUAUUUAAAAUAAAUCUUUCAUAACUACACAGAACUCUUUGAAAUACUUUUUUAUUGCAUCACCCAGCAUAGGCAUAGCCUUGGUCUCAUAUCCACAUUCAAAAGUCGCAGAAUAUCAAACCACUAUAAUAAAAUAUGAAAUUUACAGAAAUUUCAUUGCCAAACUCAAAACAAAAGAAUCUUUGAAGAAAAUGCGCUCUUUCAUUUUUCCUAUGACGUGUAUUUUCCAGUAAGCUUUUAUAUAGCCUGUAGCCAUACUCCAAAACUGUUACAAAGGAUGGUAAUAGAUAUUAUUAUACAUUAAUCAUGAGAAAGAAAACCUUACAUUAUCUUUGUCAAGCUGAGCUGUGCAGUUCCUGAGAAUCAAACAGCCAGCUGGCAUGCAAAUGCAUAAAUUUACACUUCUACACAUGGACAGUUUCUGAUCAUUGUCUGGUGAAGGUAUAAGAUUUGUGAUUCACCCAUUAUUCUUGUUUAAAGUAUAUGUAGUUAUUUGAAUUUUGUAUAUUUGUAUUUAUAAAGAAACUUGGGAAAAAAUAUCCCUUUUUAUGAAUACAUUCAUUAAAUAAAUUAUCUUAUAAAAGGAUAGUGAAGAAUCCAUUUUGCACACUUUUUAUUUCAUAAACUCAAAUAUAAUUAGGAAUGUUAACACCUAGAACUUCCUAACUUUUACGUAAUUUGCAGAAUUUAAAUAGUACAGUGCUUUGGUAACACAUGUAGUAAGAGCAUAUAAAGCUUCACUGGUAUUACCUUGAUUUAUUCUAGCUUUUGCUUCUUAUCAAUGCUUUAGUU
Pomacea canaliculata is the source of this 5215-nucleotide messenger RNA. RefSeq lists its product as uncharacterized. Lineage: Eukaryota; Metazoa; Mollusca; Gastropoda; Architaenioglossa; Ampullariidae. Gene Ontology annotation, molecular function: oxidoreductase activity. The transcript has a single exon. The record is from RefSeq and is a predicted model, not a curated record. The coding region runs from base 225 to 1130 and encodes 301 amino acids.